Molecule: messenger RNA, 1728 nt
Organism: Drosophila busckii
Lineage: Eukaryota; Metazoa; Arthropoda; Insecta; Diptera; Drosophilidae
Exons: 5
Coding region: 222-998 (258 amino acids)
Biological process (GO): G protein-coupled receptor signaling pathway; vesicle-mediated transport
Cellular component (GO): membrane; neuron projection
Source: RefSeq, a predicted model, not a curated record
UAUUUUUUUGUUGUAUUUAUGUUACGUGGCUCAUUUGUUGUUGUUGAAGCAGCCGUGACUUGUUGACACAAGGUAAUGAGACAUAGACCACAAUUUGCUUGCAUAAGACAAACACACACACACACACACACACAUGCAAGCUAAAUGUUGCAGUAGUUGCUCUUGUAGCAACAUUUUUAUAGCUCACUUUGAGGCGAGUGCACAUCAGUCAGCAUCCGGACAUGGCCAGCGUUGGUGGCAGCUUUGACUUGCCCACUGUGGGCAGCGUUACCAGCAGCACUGCUCUGGCCAUACGUAACUCCACAAUUAUAGCCCAUCGCUUGUCCAUUUAUUUGCCACAGCUGCUGCUGCCCACGCGGGAUCCACACAAGCUCAUCUUGGAGAUCAACAGUCACGUGGCGCAGUUUCGUGAGCUGCUUAUUUAUGUUGGCCAAGCGCGGGAUUCACCCGAAUUGCGCGAAAAGAUUCGCAAGUUGCGUCGCUGCUGCUUGGACGCCUGCAAGCAUACGGCGCAUCUUAUUACUCCUCAGCCACGUCAUUGUCUAACCAGUCCCCACGACAGAUUGCAAUUGUCGCUGCUCUUUCUCGUCCAGCAGUUUCUACACGAGCUUAUCAAGAGCCAUCAUCUCAUACAGCUGGUGCCGCUUGAUAUGAGCGAAUAUUAUGCACCCGCUCGAACUGCGCCAUCGAAUCUGGGCAAUGCACUUAGUCAAAUUCUGUUGUGCAAGCAAAUCAAUCCGGACUUUCAGCAGGAGGAGCUCUGCAGCAUUGUGAAGGACGCGGAGGAGUUGAACGAACUGCUCACCGAACUGCAAUCCCACAUGCCCAAAUCGGAGGCAAAUGAUGAACUGGAUGCUGUGGACUUGAACCAGCCAACGCGCUUUGUUACAGCUGUCAAUAAACUGAGCUGGUAUAGCCAACAACGUCACCGCAGCUGCCUCAGCCGCAGUCGCAGUCUCUGUUGUUGCCUCAAGUCAUCCCAGGUGAAUUCGUUUUGAUGCGGUAAGCGCUGGGAAGUUGGCAGUUGGAGUAGGAGUAAGUGCAGACGCAAGAGAAAGUUGUGCAGUGGGUUGGCUUGCCAACAGUCACAUAUCAUAAAGUUAAUAACCAAUAAGAAAGAAAGAAAGAAAGAAAUUAAAUACAACUUUCGUCUUCCUUAACUUAUCUAUCAAUUCACAGUGCAGGAAAUGCACAAUAAAAAUUAAAUACAAUAUAACUUGAAUUGCAAACAAUAAUUUUUUUUUUGUGUGAGUGCGAUAAAGUUUUUGCAACGGCUAAUUGUAAAUAAUAAUAUUAUUUGUUAACGCAACGGAGUAGUGCUCAUCUGGUGCCCUUUGGUCAGCCGAGUGAGCUUUGGAUUAAGCGAUCCGGUUGAAGCUCAUAUUAUUGCUGUGCUCGACGAGCUUUGAUUGCCACAACUAGAUUCCAGAAGCUCGAUUGUUGGUUAAAUUUAGUUAUUUUGUAGUAUUUUUUUUUAAUAUUAUCGCAAGUUUAAUUAAGAAUCUUUUUGUUUAAUAAUCAUUAAUUUAAUUAUAAUCAAAUAACUGUAUUAACUGCAGGACGAUUUCAAUGUCCAUUGGCCAUAAUAUGGUUAUUUUCCCAAAGCUUAAGACUGCGCAACAAAACGGACAUCCUUGCAGGAUCAGUAUUCAACAUCAGCAGCAACAGCAACUCAGUAAGGACUAUUACCUGGCCAAAGGACAUUAAAAUUGUCCCUGUAGUUUCGGA